Molecule: messenger RNA, 1748 nt
Organism: Brassica napus (rape)
Lineage: Eukaryota; Viridiplantae; Streptophyta; Magnoliopsida; Brassicales; Brassicaceae
Product: syntaxin-71-like
Exons: 4
Coding region: 1178-1453 (91 amino acids)
Source: RefSeq, a predicted model, not a curated record
UUUCUGAGAUCACUGAGAUCUCUGUCUCAUUUGAUCACGCAAACACAUUGACGCUUCUACAGGCAAAUAAAGAUUCAAAGACUAAAAUGUAUGAAACGAAAAAAAAAUUCAGAUCCAAGCGAACAAAUCAACCAAACAAAACAACAGUCACUGAAGAGAAAAAAACAAAAAUCAAACACAACAUAUCAGAAUAGACCGAAUCUGAAGCGAUUAUCGACUCAGAGACACAUAUUCCUCGUUCUAUCAUGUAUAAUACAUCGAUCAAAGCGAGAUUUAGAAAAUGUAAAAUUCUACGGAUAAAAGAAACUGAGAAAGAUAAUUGAACCAUCACCGUCUUUGUCGAAGAGGCUAAAGGCUUCCUUGAACUCGGCGAUCUGCUCGGCUGUCAGUUGAUUAUAAGAGAUGAGCGUGAGAGAGAUGAAGAGAUCGCGAUUUCCAGAGACAUACUAACCCAUUUAUACCUGAUAUCGCCGAUGGAAACAACAAACUGAAGAACUCGUAGUGUGCAUCUGAUUAAUGAGAUUAAAGACGUAGAAAUCAUAACGUGAUCUGUUACAGAAACAUGGAGGACACUCGAUCGUCACAUCUCCCUGAAUGAAGAGUAAUGAAGAACACACAUUUUUCAUCCCCACAGAUUAGGGUUAGCGCAAAGCAAGGUGGUCGCUGGCCGAAAAUGAAAACUUAAGCCCAAUCUUUAGACAAACCAAACGGUAUGCAAAUAAAUGAAACAUAUCGUUUAAUGAAGUGGACAGGUGGACACGUUGGGAGAGAAAGGAAAUACAACUUUAUAUAUAUAGAUUUUUAUUUUUAUUUUCUUUUGCAAUUAAUUUUUCUCUUUCUAAAAAAUCACAGGUAUUAAAAGCAUAGCAUUAUGACCCAUUGUAAAAGAACAUCAAAUGUUUAGCGCGGAACUUUAAGAGGGUUUUUAAAAAUAAAAAGUGAUUUAAUUAAAUGAAAACUAAAACAAUAGGCUGUUACAGAUCUUUAGAGAAGGAUUUUGGUAACCGUUUUAAAGGGGUUUUUCGAACACGUGUAAGCACAUGAAAUUUUCUUAUUUUUUCCUUUUUUCCUUUUCUCUCUUUUCUUUUCUCUUUGUUCUUUCUUUCUCAACUUCUCCGUCAAUAGCCGAACGAAACCGUCAUUCGUCUUCGUAAGAAGUCUUCGAAUCAGAGAGAAGAUGACAGUGAUCGACAUUCUAACCAGAGUUGACACGAUAUGUAAGAAGUACGACGUCGACAAACAGUGUGAGUCCAACAUCUCCGGCGACGAUGCUUUCGCUCGUCUCUACGGAGCUUUCGAGACUCAGAUUGAGACCGCUCUCGAGAAAGCUGAGAUUGUAACCAAGGAGAAGAACAGAGCUUCUGCUGUUGCGAUGAACGCAGAGAUCCGCAGGAUCAAGGCUAGAUUGGACGAGGAAGUUCCCAAGUUGCAGAGACUUGCUCUCAAGCGGUAAUUACAUUGAGAUGAUAGUGCAUUGACAAGGAAACAAGGAGAAACUGACUUGGUUGAGCUCUGUUCCGAGGGUUCUUAAUCAAAUAGUCAAUAUGGCCAGUCAAUUCAGAUCGUAAGUGGAAAGGUAGUGGACUUGGGAGUGGAAGUGUUGUUUGAUCACGGACUGAAAUUUUGCAUGUUUGAUUGACAGAGGUGAAAUUUCAGUUCACCAACCAGUUUUCUGUCAAACAUUAUCAAAUAGUAAAAUGAAAUCAAUAACUUUUGACUUUAAUAAAAAGAAGGCUCUCAUUCAUUUG